Molecule: messenger RNA, 987 nt
Organism: Symbiodinium necroappetens
Lineage: Eukaryota; Dinophyceae; Suessiales; Symbiodiniaceae
Source: the annotation of a GenBank genome assembly
AUGGCUAUGGCCAUGGCGCCUUGCGCGGGAGAUCCCAUCGUGCUUGUCCGGGACAGCUUCAAGCACUACAUCGAGGCGGUGCUGCAGCACUUGACUGAGCUGCAGAGGCGCUGGCAUCCCGUGGAUAUGCCGAGAAAGUGGGCAAGCUCGAAGCAGGUCGAGGAGCUGGCGGCUCUCUGCCGGGAAUGUGGCCUCGCCUCGGCCAAGGCAGUGGUCGCUUGCGACAGGGUGCUCCGACGACAGAUCCAGGAACCCCAACAAAACUGUGAUAGAUCUCGACUCGAAGAUAGCCCAGCCGCUGCUACUGACCAAAGAGAGGAGCUGCGUCAGCUAAUGGCGAAGCGCUUGCAGCGUGCUUUCCGCGGAUUUCAGCAGCGCCGAAGACGCAGCAAGCAGAAGGUCGGCAAAGUUCUGGCCACUUCGCUGGUCCGCUGCCUUACGGCGCAAAUACAGCAAAGCCUACAUCACUGGCGCUCCGGAGUCACGAGGCAGCAUGCUGCAGAUGUCAUUGCAAAGGCUGCCCAAGGCUGGCUGUCUCGACGAUGUGCAUACAGAGCUGCGAAGCUCUUCCAUGCACUUCGCUGCGCUGAAAACCAGCGGAGCUUCAGGCUGAUGCGAAGACACUUUGCAGCCUGGACCUGGAAAUUGGAAUUUUAUCAGCGAUGGGCGAAGCGUGAGGAAGACUUAGCUCUCACGUCCGUCGACGCCGUCGAGAAGCAACGUGACUUCUGGUGGCUAUUUCCAAGCGAUGGAAAGACUGCAGUCGCCAAGGCACAAUUCGCUUGGUUCAAGAAGCGCUUGGCGUGGCUGGCAUGGGUGAGUGCAAUGUCCAUAGAGGGCAAAACGUGGUGUGGCCCGAUUGCAGAGGUACAUGCAUGCCUGCCUUUGUUUCUACUAGUAUGCAAGUUUGCUGCAGUCGCGCAUCCACCUUGGAGUGUCCUCUCGUUUUCCUGUCACCAGAAAGUAAUGCUAAUCUACUUCACAUAG